AUGAGCGGCAGCAUUCUUUCGGCAGCGCUGACCGCGCAAUGGAUCUUCAUGAGCGCGGCCGUGAUCGUCUUCAACAAAUACAUAUUAUCGGGCGACACGAACUGGCCCUUUCCGCUCGCGCUGACGGUGUCGCACAUGACGGUCGGGUCGAUCUGCUCGUGGGCCCUCCUCCUCUCCGGCCUCGUCCCGGGGCGAGGGAGCGUCUCCCCGCGCGACUUCGCGACGUCCAUCCUUCCAAUAGCAGGGCUCUUCGCCGUCGUCCUGUGGCUCGGCAACGCCGCGUACCUCUACCUGUCAGUCGCGUUCAUUCAGAUGACAAAAGCAGUCAUGCCCGCUGCGGUGUUUCUCGUCGGCGUCUGCGCCGGCCUGGAGGUGUACUCCGACGCGAAGCUCCGCAUCCUCCUCCUCAUCUGCGCCGGCGUGGUCAUCGCGUCCACCGGGGAGCUCGACGACCGGUUCCAGCUCUUCGGCUUCCUUAUCCAGCUCGCUGCCUGCGUCGCCGAGGCCGUCCGCCUGGCCCUCGUGCAGGUUCUGCUGCAAAGACGCGGCCUGAAGCUCAACGCGGUGGCGACCGUGGCCUACGUGGCCCCCGCGAGCCUCUGCUUCCUCCUCCCGUUCUUUUUCGCGAACGAGUGGAGUCUACUUGCCACUUGGCCGCACAGGAUCGGCUCCGGCGUUUUGCUGCUCAACUGCUUCGCGGCGUUCGGCCUGAAUCUGUCCGUGUUCCUUCUCGUGGGCCGCACGAGUGCUCUCACGAUGAAUCUCGGCGGCAUAGUCAAGGACUGGCUUCUCAUUCUGCUGUCCUGGGCCUGGAUGGGGGCGGCGAUCUCGGGCAUCACCAUGGCAGGGUAUCUCGUGGCCUUCUGCGGCCUCCUCGCGUUCAAUGCCGCGACCGCGUGA
Pedinophyceae sp. YPF-701 is the source of this 900-nucleotide messenger RNA. NCBI's taxonomy places the organism in Eukaryota, Viridiplantae, Chlorophyta, Pedinophyceae. The record is from the annotation of a GenBank genome assembly.